Messenger RNA from Thalassophryne amazonica, 2058 nucleotides. RefSeq names its product SNARE_SNAP25N and SNARE_SNAP23C domain-containing protein. NCBI's taxonomy places the organism in Eukaryota, Metazoa, Chordata, Actinopteri, Batrachoidiformes, Batrachoididae. The transcript is spliced from 8 exons. The record is from RefSeq and is a predicted model, not a curated record. Gene Ontology annotation, biological process: synaptic vesicle fusion to presynaptic active zone membrane; exocytosis; synaptic vesicle priming. The coding region runs from base 122 to 754 and encodes 210 amino acids. Gene Ontology annotation, cellular component: plasma membrane; SNARE complex. Gene Ontology annotation, molecular function: SNAP receptor activity; syntaxin-1 binding; voltage-gated potassium channel activity.
AAACUGAAGGAAAACCCACGAAGGUGACAACCCCACCUGAUGCUACUAGGUAAUCUGGUCAGCAGGUACUGAGCACGCAAGCGCACACAGUGAGGCUAGACUGGCCUCACAGGCAGCCGACAUGGCAUCAAACCCACCCAUUUUAACUGAGGAGGAGGAGCUACAGAGGAGAGCCAAUCAAGUGACAGAUGAGUCCUUGGAGAGCACAAGACGGAUGAUGCAGCUGGUUGAAGAGAGUAAAGAUGCUGGGAUCAGAGCUUUGGUUAUGUUGGAUGAACAAGGAGAGCAGUUGGAGCGUAUAGAGGAGGGCUUGGAUCAGAUCAACUCUGAUAUGAAGGAGGCAGAGAAAAACCUGACAGACCUUGGAAAGUGCUGUGGCCUGUGCGCCUGUGAUAAACUGAAAGCCUUUGAAGAGAGUGGAGCAUACAAGGCUGUUUGGGGCGGAGGCUCAGGCCAGGAUGGCGUUGUGUCCAAUCAGCCCCCGUCAUCUCGAGUUGUUGAUGAGAGAGAGCAAAUGAUGAUGAGUGGAGGAUACAUACGGAGGGUGACUAAUGAUGCCCGUGAGGAUGAGAUGGAAGAGAACCUCACUCAUGUCGGCAGCAUCAUUGGAAAUCUGAAGAGCAUGGCUCUAGAUAUGGGCAACGAGAUCGAUACACAGAACGUCCAGAUUGACCGCAUACAGGGCAAGGCUAUUCUCAAUGUGUCCCGCAUUGAUGCUGCCAACCAGAAAGCCAACAACCUCAUGAAACGAUAGGAUGACUGCUCUUCCCAUCUACUCUUUCCCCACUAAUUCAUCUUACCACUUAUUGUGGUGUUGCAUUCUGUGCCCAAGUUUUCACUCAGUGUCUGCUUUGCAUAAUAUAACAUCACCGCAGAAGAAGCUUUUCUGUCUGAACAACUCCCGGAAUAUCAUAUUCAUAUCAUUACAGUUCCUGUGUGCCAACAGGUGCAAUAGUGGCAUCAUUCUUUAAUAUGUCACAUUACAUGAUGUCUUUGAUUUUAUUUGGAUGUCACAGCUGGGCCUUUAUGACUUCAUGUUUCACACUUUGACCUCAAGGUAGCUUCUGCGGUCAUACCAGAGAAUUAGAUUACAGAAAAUUUAUGAUCGCCAUUGCGGAGGAACCGUGCCACUGCAGCAGCACCAGCAGCAGAAACUAGAUUAGGCAAUGCCAAAUUUCUAAACACACACACACACAGAACAACCACCUCCACUGGCAUGCGUGCAUCUUUAGCCAGUCAAUGCCCUUCUCUUACCACUGGACAAAGAGUAAUAACUCUGCAAAUUCUUAAAAAAAUAAGAAAAAAAAAACUUCCACAAGUAUAGCUUUAGAUCUAAAUGUAAACAUUCUUGCAUAACACCCCUCCCUUUUCCAAUGUGAAAACUGCCAUAGUUGGUGAAACACGUGUAUGAUUGCGCCAUCUCCUGGCCCAACUGGGUAUUGCUUAGAACAAGGAAACACGUAUUUGUUUACAAAAGAGGCUCUCUAGUGACACCAAGCGGACAAACGUGGAAGCUACGCAUCUCUUUUGUCGCUUCUCCAUCUUCUUUCUCCUGGUGGUGACAUAAAAUGGAGGUGAAACAAUGGCAAAUAUGAGUGUCUUUAUUUUUAAUCUCAUUACAUCAACUCAAGGGGAGAGAAGUGAAAAUGUGUUCUCAUUGAUGUGUUUGUUGACACAGCCACCAAACAUGAAUUCCAUUAUUUCCUCAGAAAUGAAAUGUAUGUUUUGUGGGCUUAUGUGCAUGUAAUUUAUAAUAUGCUUUUGUUUUUGGUUCAUGUUGUUCCCUUUGCUCUUAGUGGGCUGUGUUGGACCUCUAGCUUUCUUGACUGUUCAUAAAUAGCGAUGAACCUUCGAUGAAGUGUGGACUAAGAUUUACACUCCUACUGUUUGUGUUUAUUGCCAUGUAUUUAAUAAUGUAAUUAAAAUGAUAACCCUUGUUGACCUUAAUAGGCCCGCUUGUGGUCACACAGCAGGUUUAAGAGAGAAUUGUGCAAAGUGCAAUUGUUAGCAUGUGUUUGAAGUGUGAUUAUGAUUAAAAAAUGUUCAAGCUGAAAGAGU